This is a messenger RNA of Eleginops maclovinus (Patagonian blennie), 1203 nucleotides long. Its product is annotated as dual specificity protein phosphatase 14. Gene Ontology annotation, molecular function: protein tyrosine/serine/threonine phosphatase activity. NCBI's taxonomy places the organism in Eukaryota, Metazoa, Chordata, Actinopteri, Perciformes, Eleginopidae. The transcript is spliced from 3 exons. Gene Ontology annotation, biological process: protein dephosphorylation. The record is from RefSeq and is a predicted model, not a curated record. Bases 523 to 1050 code for a protein of 175 amino acids. Gene Ontology annotation, cellular component: cytoplasm.
CGGAAGGUUUAGUUUACUUGUUAUUUAACCCUCGGGAGUAAAACUGCUUAUAAACUAUCUGAAUACUUCGACCUUACAAACAACAAACUCAAUAACAAACAAACAGGAAACCAUCACAGACCCGGAUCAGCUGCUUCUAUUUAUUAGAGGAACUGAUCCUCCCUGAACGGGUUCGGACUUUACCGGAAUACAUCGUGUAGUGGUGUGUAGUGGUGUGUAGUUAGUGUGUAGUGGUGUGUAGUUAGUGUGUAGUGGUGUGUAGUUAGUGUGUAGUGGUGUGUAGUUAGUGUGUGGUGGUGUGUAGUUAGUGACACCUGUGUUAAAACCCGGGUAAAUAGAAGGUCUUACCUGCAUGUGAUGUUAGUCUGUCGGAGAGAAACCUGAAGUGAAACUGACUCAUCAUCACGUGAGCUGUGUGUAUGUGUGUGUGUGACUCAUAGUUCAACAUUCCCUCACUAUGAUUGGUCAAAUGUUGGACUCAUUGGUUGCUGAAUAGCGGCACUGUUCUGUGGUGGGGGCAGCAUGGCGGUGUCUCAGGUGCGUCCCGGGCUGUACCUGAGCGGUCUGGACCCAGCCCUACGGCUUAGCAUCCUGUGCAGCAGGAGCAUCUCUCUGGUGGUGAACGCCAGCGGGCUGCAGGGCGUGGCUUACCCCCCCCUGGACGGGCUCACGGUGCUGGAUGUCCCCCUGCAGGACCAGCCCCAUGCCCCCCUGAAACUGUACUUCGACCUGGUGGGAGAGCAGAUCCAUCAGAACCGGACCGGCAGGACUCUGGUGCACUGCAGCGCCGGCCGGAGCCGCUCCCCCGCCCUCAUCAUCGCCUACCUGAUGAGGUUUGAGGGUCUGAGCCUGAGGCGGGCUCACGAGGCGGUUCUGGAGCAGCGUCCAUUCAUCCGACCCAAUGCCGGGUUCUGGAGGCAGCUGAUGGAGUAUGAGCGGACUCUGUUCGGUAAGAACACCGUGAAGAUGGUGAGCACGCCGGAGGGGGUCCUGCCCGAAGCCCUGCAGCUGCCCGAGGACCCCAAACCGGCAUACUGCCUCAACAUCUGAGGGUCCUCUGAAGCAGCCUGGAGCUCUGAGGAUCCCCUGUGGAAGUCUGAGGGUCUCGUGUGGAGGUCUUGAGGGUCCCGUGUGGAGGUGUGAGGGUCCCCUGUGGAGGUCUGAGAGUCCCGUGUCCCCUGAAUAAAGGAAUGUUGACGCUUC